CACGUUUCCCUCAGUAAAGUUUAUAAAAGUAAGGCUUGUGAGGUGUAAUUAAAGGACAGUUAAGUUGUAGAGUCAGAUCUGGUCCCUUGCGGCCUGAGAUGCCCUUUAACGUGCUGAAGGCCUCGGGUCGGUACCGGGCGCGCUUUAGGACCCAGCAGAGCAGCUCUCGUGGAAACAGCAUUACCAAUAUUAUGGAAGCGUUUACCUGCGCGCUGCCGAGGAUCAACCCUAGCCAUUUAAGCUAACAUAAGGCAUAUUGUAUCACUAUUGUAUAUAUGUUUUACUGUUCGUAGCUGUAUUGAGUGAACUCCAGAUAUCGCAGGAGCCUGCGGGUUGUAUCUCAGCUGCUGAUGGAGCACAUCCGAUUACCAAAGGUGGAGAAUGUCAAGCUGCUUGACAAAGUGUCCCCCAAGAGAAGUAAAGUGGGCACCCUCUACCUGACAGCCACUCACACCAUCUUUGUGGAGAAGGGGACUGGGGUGCGCAAUGAAACAUGGGUGCUUCACUGUUUGGUGUGCAGUUUAGAGAAACAAGGAGCCACAGACUCGGGAUGUCCUCUGCUCAUUCACUGUAAGAAUUUCCAGGUUCUUACUUUCGUCAUACCUCGAGAGCAGGAGUGCCAGGAUGUAUUCCUGUCCCUACAGCGCCUCUCCCAGCCAGAGAGUUAUGAGGAACUGUAUUGCUUCUCAUAUAAACCCAAUGUGGAUGAGGAGGAGAGAAGUCAGGAAUGGGACUUCUUGGACCUCAAGGCUGAUCACAGCAGAAUGGGACUCCCCAACUCCCUGUGGAAACUCUCCCCUGUCAACCAACAUUACAAGGUGAGUGACACGUACCCCCCUGAGCUGUUUGUGCCUGAGUCCGCCACACCUCCGGUCAUCGUCGGGAGCUCCAAGUUCAGAAGCAGAGGCAGAUUUCCCACUUUGUGCUACUACUCCAAAGACAACAAUGCUGCCAUCUGCCGUAGCAGCCAGCCCCUGUCAGGUUUCAGUGCUCGCUGCCUGGAGGAUGAACAGAUGCUGGAGGCCAUCUUGAGGUCCAAUCCCCGCAGCGACUUCAUGUAUGUGGUGGACACCAGGCCUAAGCUGAAUGCAAUCGCAAACCGAGCUGCAGGAAAAGGCUACGAAAAUGAAGACAACUAUUCCAACAUUAAAUUCCAGUUCAUUGGUAUCGAGAACAUCCAUGUCAUGAGAAACAGCCAGCAGAAAAUGCUUGAAGUGUGUGAGCUGCGCUCCCCCUCCAUGUCAGACUUCCUGGAAGGUCUGGAGAACUCAGGCUGGCUGAGGCACAUCAAAGCUGUUUUGGAUGCAGGCAUCUUCAUCGCUAAGGCCGUUGCACUGGAGGGUGUCAGUGUCCUUGUUCACUGUUCAGACGGUUGGGACCGCACUGCUCAGGUGUGCUCUGUGGCCUGUGUGCUGCUUGAUCCAUACUACAGGACCCUCAAAGGACUUAUGGUCCUCAUUGAGAAAGACUGGAUCUCAUUUGGACACAAGUUCUCUCACAGGUGCAACCACUUGAUGGGAGACCCUAAAGAGGUGUCCCCCAUCAUAGAUCAGUUCCUGGAGUGCGUGUGGCAGCUCAUGGAGCAGUUUCCCUGUGCCUUCGAGUUCAACGAGAGGUUCCUCAUCACCAUUCACAGCCACAUCCACUCCUGCCAGUUUGGCAACUUCAUUGGCAACAACCAGCGGGAGAGGAUAGAGCUGCGACUGCUUGAGAGAACUCACUCAUUGUGGAGUUAUCUGUGGACAAACCGAGCAGACUACAUCAACCCUCUGUACCGAGAAGACCACAGCCAGACACAGGGGCUACUUCGGCCAUCUACUGCCCCCUACUGCUUUAAGUUUUGGAGAGGGCUGUUCAACCGUUUUGACCGAGGGAUGCAUCCUCGACAGUCUGUUGAGGAUUACCUGAGUGCAAUCCAAGAGGAGACACAGCAGUUGGAGGAGCAGCUGGCUUCACACAAACAGAAAAUUGCUGAACUGGAGAAGGAUCAAGAGUGGAGGGGUGAAGUUCAGAAAACUGAGUCCUUUGAUAUGAGCCCCACAGCGUGGGCUGGUGGGAAUGACCUCUUUCUGGCUAACACCCCCCAGGACUACUUCACCAGCAGCCCUUUUCAGCGUAAAGCACCAGACAGCGGCCUGGUACUCCAAACCAAGGACUUGACCCAGACAUCUGAAUUCAACCUCUCCAAUGGCAGCGACCAGGAGUCUGGGAUUGCGGACCUGAGCCUUCGCUCGCCACUCAGCGAGGACAGUGCCAGGGAUCCAGACUCUGAUGAAGCCAUCAACUCAGCUGCCUGAGCUAAUGUAGCAUUUGGUGAAGGGUGCAACACCAACAAGCCAUCAACAGGGCCACCGAACAAACACUGCCUUUAUAUUCACCAAGUAACCCAGCUAUGGGCCAAGUGAGGUUACACAAUUGAUUUGCACUUUUGUUUGCAUGUGGGGUGGUGGACAUUUCCUGUUCUCAUGUACACUGUAGGGGUUAGUUAGCUGUGUGCUUGGUUUUUGCUAUGGUCUUUCACAUACUGUGUCUAUCAGAUGUUUUGUUUUAAAUGUAAAGACCAUAAGAAAACAGACAGGAAGUAGUCACCUGUACUGUUUAAUGUACCUGUGAGUUUUAACAGAGUUCCUUAUUAAUAUAUUGAAAUGCAGUAAUAUGAAAGAAAAACCAAAAUCAUUUUAUAAGAACAGAAAUUAAAACAGAACUCAUCAGAUGGGUCAGUGACAUGAUAAAACAAGAAUCUCUUUGCAAAUCAUAAAAAAUAAAUAAAUUAAAAGCAUAUUUAAAUUGUACGUCGUUAACAAGGAAAAGACGAGUUCACAAUAUAAUCUGUUAACACAAGCUGUUAUAAGCAUUCAGAAUAACUCAGCUAUGUAGCUGUGUCUCUAAAGAGUUAACUCCUUGAGUCCUUUGUCAUAAUUUGUUUGUUAACCCUAUAAACGUACUGUCGCAUCUUAUGGUCACUUUGGAGUAUCAAGAAGUAGCCUGUGAAAUCCAAAAUGUAGUUCAAGUCACAAUGUAGCAAUGUUUACGUCCCAAAGUACGUGUUUUGAUUUCCUCAAACCAAAAUUCUUACCAAAGGAGUGUAGCUGCCUGAUAGUACAAGAUGAGCACAGAGUUAAUGAGAAGUCUACUUGGUACUGAAGCAGCAAACUAGAGCAUGUGAACACUGGAACAACACUUUGAGUGUUGUGUCAUCUCAAUUCUAAAAUAGGUAUUUAAAGUGCUGCCUUUAUUAACCUAAAUGUAUUUGAUACACUCCAAUACUGCAAACGAACAAAGCAGAGAUUAUUAAGCUAAGCAUGGGAAAAUAUUUUUGUACGAUGACAUAUUUUUUGACUACUGUAAUCUUUCUUUAAUGCAUGUUUUAAUUUGUAUCAGGGAGUCUUAAUUGUGUGGUCAUAAGAGCUUCUGACCUUGCUUAAGAGAGCUUUAUAUUAUUGUCUAUUUGUUCUGGUGGAAUAAGAGCUAAAUAUGUCAAGUGGAUCAAAUAACAAAGUUAUGUUGUCUGUGUCAGUUAAAAUAAAUACAUAAUGAUUAAUAAUGUUGCUCAAACUGUUUAAGGGUGUGUACGAUAUUCUCAAAGAGUAUUGUGCAGUGAGGAUCAAAGUGUUUUACUUUAUUCCAUUUUAUUUUUUUUUUUCAAAAAUCUAGUCGUAUGAAUAGAACAAAAUAAAGAAUUGAAAGGUGU
Notolabrus celidotus (New Zealand spotty) is the source of this 3691-nucleotide messenger RNA. RefSeq names its product myotubularin related protein 7a (gene mtmr7a). The transcript is spliced from 14 exons. NCBI's taxonomy places the organism in Eukaryota, Metazoa, Chordata, Actinopteri, Labriformes, Labridae. Bases 351 to 2297 code for a protein of 648 amino acids. The record is from RefSeq and is a predicted model, not a curated record. Gene Ontology annotation, biological process: dephosphorylation. Gene Ontology annotation, molecular function: phosphatase activity.